UCAUAUAGUUUUCUAUAUACAAAGUAAUUGUGAUUUUGAUUAUAAACACUUGACAAUCCACAGUAGAUAUUUAAACUUUAAAAACACAACAGAAUAUUCUGUUUAAAAUAAAAAAUGAAAUUGAAAUUUUUGCUGAUAAUGUUGAUAAUCGUUUGCAUUACGAUUGCCGUACUGGGUUCACCAAAAGGUGGUGGUGGUAAAGGUGGAGGAGGUGGUGGUGGUAAAAGUGGAGGAGGUGGUAGUGGCGGUAAAAGUGGAGGAGGUGGUGGUGGCGGUAAAAGUGGAGGAGGUGGUGGCGGUAAAAGUGGAGGAGGUAGUGGUGGUAAAAGUGGAGGUGGUGGUGGUAAAAGUGGAGGUGGUGGUAAAAGUGGAGGUGCUGGUAAAGAUGGAAGUUCAGGUGGUUCAAGUAAAGGUGGAAAUACAGGUGGUUCAAGUAAAGGUGGAAGUUCAAGUGGUGCAAGUAAAGGUGGAAAUGUUGGCGAUGGAGGUAAAGGUGGAGGUAAUUCCGUAUCCGGCAGUAAUAAUCACGACAAUCACCAGACAAAUGUUAAUGUCAACGUUGUAAUUGGCUAAAUUUAAAUGAUUAACAUUUUUUUACAUAUGUAUAUGUUUAUUAAAUUAUGAACAAUUACACUGGUUAACGAAAUGAAGAUUUUUAAACAAAUUUGACUUGAGUUUUAGAAGCUGAAUCCGAAUUUGAUACAAGUUUCUCUUUAUCACCUACAGUUUUCGGAAUAUGGUAUUAAAUAUUUUGUUCAUAUAUUAGUAAUAAUAAAGCAAUGUUGAAGUACUUA
Lucilia cuprina (Australian sheep blowfly) is the source of this 794-nucleotide messenger RNA. RefSeq names its product glycine-rich cell wall structural protein-like. Bases 115 to 573 code for a protein of 152 amino acids. The record is from RefSeq and is a predicted model, not a curated record. The transcript has 2 exons. Lineage: Eukaryota; Metazoa; Arthropoda; Insecta; Diptera; Calliphoridae.